This is a messenger RNA of Microdochium trichocladiopsis, 765 nucleotides long. RefSeq lists its product as uncharacterized. The transcript has a single exon. Gene Ontology annotation, molecular function: RNA polymerase II transcription regulatory region sequence-specific DNA binding; DNA-binding transcription activator activity, RNA polymerase II-specific. The record is from RefSeq and is a predicted model, not a curated record. The coding region runs from base 1 to 765 and encodes 254 amino acids. Gene Ontology annotation, biological process: regulation of transcription by RNA polymerase II. Gene Ontology annotation, cellular component: nucleus. NCBI's taxonomy places the organism in Eukaryota, Fungi, Ascomycota, Sordariomycetes, Xylariales, Microdochiaceae.
AUGUCAGACUGGUCCGGCCAGAGCCACAGCCUGUCCUGCGACAAGUUUGGCGACAUGUCCUGGAUGCCCCUCGACAACGCCUCCGAUCCAUUGGUGGGCCCAAACCAGGGCUUCUCCAUGGACCUGUGCUCGCAACAAUACGACAUGCCCUUGCAACCGUUCGACACAAUGCAGUUCAACACGCUGGUUCCGGUCGAGCUCAACACUGCCAUGAUCGACGAUGCCGCCUCGAGCAUACACUCCUGGCCCAACUUGCCGUCCCGCCUGCCGGGCGCAUUCUCCGAUGCUGCCACCGCCUCUACGCACACCAGCCCGGACAACUUCGGCACCGAGCCAUCCUCGUCAAGGCGGCAUAGCUACCAUCAGGUGCCGCAAAACAAGACCAAGUCGCCAGCCACCCGUUCAAAAUGGAGAGCCAGCUCGUCGGCAUCAAAAACUCAAGCAGCCACCACAACGUCCCCUUUUAACAACGCCAGUCCCGGUGCCUCAAUAAUCUCCACCACCAAGAACACCAGGAGCAAGAAGAAUACGAGACGCGAGAAGAACAGGAGGGCCGCGACAAAGUACCGCAACAAGACCAAGAAGGGCAUCGAGGAGCUGCGGGAGAUCGAGAGGCAGCUCUCGGAGAAGAACAGAACCCUCAGCGCACACGUCGACUGCCUGCGCAACGAGAUCCUGUCGCUCAAGACAGAGAUCCUGCGGCACGGCACCUGCGAGAGCCCGCUAGUACACGAGUACAUCAUGAAGGCGGCCAAGCAGCUGUGA